AUGCCUACACGUUCGUUCACCAUCCGUGUUCCCGCGACCUCUGCCAAUAUCGGCCCCGGCUUCGACGUCGUUGGCCUCUCGCUUUCUCUCCAUCUCACUCUCACCGUAAACGUCGGAGCCCAUGAUUCUGCCUCCCCGAAAAUCACCUACUCCGGCGAGGGCGCUGACGAGGUCCCUCUCGACGCAUACAAGAACCUCACCACUCGCGUCGCGCUCUACGUUCUCCGAUGCCACAAUAUCGCAAAGUUCCCUGUCGGCUUAACAAUCCACUGCGACAACGAGAUACCGUUCGGACGCGGACUCGGCUCGUCCGGCGCCGCAGUCAUCGCUGGGGUCAUCCUCGGCAGUGAGCUUGGGGAGCUCAGCCUUCCCGUCGAGCGAUUGCUCGACUUCGCGCUCAUGGUCGAACGCCAUCCGGACAAUGUCACCGCUGCGCUCGUCGGAGGCUUCGUCGGCUCGUACUUGCGGGAGUUGGACGAGGCGGCAACAGAGGCGGCCAGCGUACCCCUCAGCGAAGUCCUCCCGGAGUACCCGCCAGAUGCUGGAGAGGAGUGGGGGCUGAACCCGCCGCAACCGCCCCUUGGGAUCGGCCACUACGUGCGGUUUGGAUGGUCGGAGAGCAUCAAGGCCCUCGCGAUUAUCCCGCGCUUCGAGCUGAGCACGGCGAGCGCACGCGCAGUUCUCCCGCUGGAGUACUCGCGAAAGGAUCUGGUGUUCAACCUCCAACGACUAGCGGUGCUCACCACCGCGCUCGCGCAAAACCCACCAGAUCCGGAGCUCAUCUACGAGGCGAUGAAGGACCGCGUUCAUCAACCCUACCGGAAAACUUUAAUUCCCGGGUUGCCUGAAGUCACGUCCAACAUCACCCCCUCUACCCACCCCGGGCUGCUCGGGAUCUGUCUCUCCGGGGCAGGACCUACCAUCCUCGCGCUCGCCACCGGCGGCUAUGAGGCCAUCGCAAACGACGCAGCGGCGAUCUUCAAAACGCACGGUAUCGACGUCGACUGGAAGGUCCUCGAGAUCGCUGGCGGCAGUGUUGUACAACAGAACCCUUGAUACCAAGGCUGUAAUGUCAAGAAUGUGUAAUUUUGGCCAGCUUCGAUCAUAGAGCUAUGUAUCAAAGCUUG
Messenger RNA from Trametes versicolor FP-101664 SS1, 1127 nucleotides. Its product is annotated as homoserine kinase. Lineage: Eukaryota; Fungi; Basidiomycota; Agaricomycetes; Polyporales; Polyporaceae. Gene Ontology annotation, molecular function: ATP binding; homoserine kinase activity. The record is from RefSeq and is a predicted model, not a curated record. The transcript has 3 exons. The coding region runs from base 1 to 1056 and encodes 351 amino acids. Gene Ontology annotation, biological process: L-threonine metabolic process.